This is a messenger RNA of Passer domesticus (house sparrow), 7218 nucleotides long. RefSeq names its product LON peptidase N-terminal domain and ring finger 3 (gene LONRF3). Gene Ontology annotation, molecular function: protein binding; ubiquitin protein ligase activity. Bases 93 to 2315 code for a protein of 740 amino acids. Lineage: Eukaryota; Metazoa; Chordata; Aves; Passeriformes; Passeridae. The transcript has 12 exons. The record is from RefSeq and is a predicted model, not a curated record.
GCUCCCGGCGCGGGGCGGCAGCAGCACCAUGGGCCGGCGGGGCCGCGCCGCGCCCGCGCCUCACGGCGUCCCGCCGCGCUAGAGCCGCCGCCAUGGGCUCGCACCUGCCGCCGCGCCCCGAGCCCCAGCUGGUGCUGCAGCUGGCGGCCGGGGCUCUGCAGGCGCAGAACUUGGAGGCGCCCGGCGGCGGCCUGGGGCCCGAGUGGCAGGUGCUGCUCGGGCGGGCGGACGCGCUGGCCUUCGGCGGGCGGCUGCACGAGGCGCUGCCGCUGUACCAGCUGGCGUCCCGCCACCAGCAGCUGCGAGCCGAGCAGCUGGAGAAGCUGGUGGAGUGCCUGGCGCAGAGCGUCCGGAUCAAAGAGGGACUGCCCGCCGCCGGGCAGCCCGCGGCACCCCGCGAGUGGGACGUCUUCAGGUGCCGCAAAUGCCAGGGCUUCCUCUUCGAGCCCGUUUCCUUGCCUUGCGGACACACGUUCUGCAAAAAGUGCCUGGAGAGGGACCGGGCGCCCGAGCCCCGCUGCGUGCUGUGCAAGGAGGCGGGCGGCGCGGCGGCCGGGCAGCUCCUGCGGGUCAAUGUCAUCCUCAGCAACCUGCUGACCAAGUGGUUCCCCUGCCAAGUGAAGGCUUCGCAGCUCCGGCACGAAGGGAACCUCCUCUACAAGGAGAAGAAGCUCCAAGCCGCCCUGCAGAAGUACAACGAAGCGGUCAGCCUAGCUCCAAAUGACCACUUACUGUAUAGCAACCGGUCCCAGAUUAACUCCACUUUGAAAGCUUGUGAAGAUGCGUUGCACGAUGCAGAAACGGCGUGCAGGCUCCAGCCAUACUGGUUGAAAGGUCACCUAAGGAAAGGACAAGCAUUAGCUAAUCUGGGGAAAACAGAAGAAGCUUUAAGGGAGUUUCUAUUCUGCCUUGCUCUAGAUACUGGGAACAAGACAGCCAAGUCUGAGGCACAAAAGCUUCUACUUAGUUUGUUUUCACUCAUCCCGGGAAAUGCUCAGGAACACUUACCCGAUAUCCUGCAGCUGUUGUCACAUCACUCUAGAUUAAAGGGGAAUCUCCUAAAUUCAGUGGGAUCUGGAGGCACCAGCCAUAACCUACAAAGGUUGCUCAAGGUCAAUGUGGAACAGAAAAAGGGUUUUUCCAUUCAAGAGGAACCAAGUGUAACUACUUCUGGUAGUUUGAGGAAAUCUAUACAAAUUACAGAGAGCAAAAAGGACUGCUCAGAGGAGGAGAACAAAUUCACCUCUGUGCCAGAGUCUACUUUUCUCCUCUCUGAGAAAUGCAGCCUCCUGAAAAGGAAGUGCUGCUCAGAGGAGAUGCGAAAUUCCGAGGUGCCCUGCAAACUGAUGAAGAAAGACAUAGUUGAUAUUAGGGAAAAUAGUACUGGACAACAUAUUCCAUUUGAAGUUGUGGAUCCAUCAGAUUUGGACUGCUCCCUGUGUAUGAGGCUCUUCUAUGAACCUGUCACUACACCUUGUGGACACACCUUCUGUCUCAAAUGUCUGGAGAGGUGCCUGGAUCACAACCCAAAAUGUCCCCUGUGCAAGGAAGGGCUCUCAGAGUGCUUGGCUAUGAGGAAAUACUGUAAAACAGUGCUAAUGGAGGAGCUAAUAGCCAGAUAUCUUCCAGAGGAACUCACUGAAAGGAGAAAGAUUUAUGAAGAGGAAAUAGCAGAGCUUUCCAACCUAAAUAAGAAUGUUCCCAUAUUUGUGUGCACCAUGGCCUAUCCUACAGUCCCAUGUCCUUUGCACAUCUUCGAGCCGUGCUACCGGCUGAUGAUCCGGCGGUGCAUGGAGACAGGCACCAAACAGUUUGGGAUGUGCAUCAGCGACCCUGUCAAGGGGUUUGCAGAUUAUGGCUGCAUUCUGGAGAUAAGAAAUGUUGAAUUCUUUGCUGAUGGUCGCUCUGUUGUAGACAGCAUUGGCAAGAGGAGAUUUAAGGUGAUCCAGCACAGCCAGCGUGAUGGAUAUAAUACAGCAGAUAUUGAGUACAUUGAGGAUCAAAAGGUGCAAGGACAAGAGUAUGCUGCAUUACUUGUUCUCCAUGACUCUGUCUAUGAUCAGGCCUAUACGUGGUUUAACUCCCUCAAGCAAGCACUCAAAAGUCGAAUUCUCAGUCAUUUUGGUCCAAUGCCAGCUAAGGAUCCUGACCCACAGGCUAACCCCAACGGGCCAGCCUGGUGCUGGUGGGUCCUGGCUGUGCUUCCCCUGGAGAACAGAGCCCAGCUGCCCUUCCUGGCCAUGAAGUCGCUCAGGGAGCGCCUGAGCGGCAUCCGGCGCGUGCUGACCUUCAUGGCGCGCGCCAGGCCGCGGUGACGGUGAGCGCCAGAGCUGGGCAGCCCCUGGAGCUUCACCCCACUGCAAUAAUGUCUUACAGAUCUGAGUGUCAGGAUGCUUCAAGCCUGAGGUUCAAAGAGAAUGACUUUAUAAAGAGCAGGGGAUGUUUAUGGAUACUUCAGUAGUUUCCGUUUGGAACUGAGACGAGUAUUCAAUCGCUGCACUGCUAAAUUAAUAACAAAUGUGAUAGAACAAAAAGUGAUCUUGUUUGCCAUAAACCUUUUAAAAAUCUUAAGGGUUUUUUAAUUUAUUUUAUUUUUAUUUUUUAGUGGAUAAAGGAUAAACUGUGCAGUUUAAUGUGAAGCAGAAAUAUUAAGGUUAAUGCAUUAUUUCAGUGAACUGCAAAGUCUUUUAUUCAAAUGGUUCAGGUUUUAUAUAGCAUUGUGUAAAAUAAUGUUCACAACUUCUGUUUGAUAAUUUAUUUUUGCACUAUGAUUUUUUUUGUUUCAAAAUGUAUAUUAUUUAUGUGUUCAUUCACUAAAGGAAAGUGAGCUGCUCUAUUUAUAGUGUUUUUACCCUGUAUUUAUGACUGGGGGCAAAAAUUAUGAUUCUUGCAGUGCACAAGCAACUGCUUUGAUAAUUUUUCAGUUAUUUGUGUUCAAAUACUUUGAAUGUUUUUCUACUCAUCCCCAGUUCUACUGUAGCUUAAGAACGCCCCCAAAACAUCCUGCCUUGAAGUCUUUAAAUACACAGAUUGUCUGAGUUAAUUCAAGCACAGCUGUUGAAGGUUCAUCCUGUGCUCGUGGAGAGGUUCCUGAUACAACCAAACAGUCAAGCACCUGCUUAAGUAUUUGGUUGUGCUUGGGUAAAUUCAAGUCCUGAUGGUUGAUGUCAGUGGGAAUUGACCAUAGUGGUGACAGAAGGAUCUAACCCCUAAUAUUUCACAGAACGGAAUAACUUGAAGUUGAAUUUUUAUCUGAACUCUUUCUUGCAAAAAUGGACAAUGGCUACAAACAACUGCAAAGAAAGAGCUGCAAUAUAUGGAAAGUGGCUUAUCCUAGAGAAAACUGGAAGUACUGGUGUCAUUUCAUUGUAGGUUAAUACAUAGUUUGUUUUUUUUUUUUGUUCCCAUCAAUUCUUGUUGCUGUUAAGAUGAGUUUUAUUUCUUUUAACUGUUUGGUGGGAUUUGGCUUUGGAGUGUGUGUAUGGGAGGGGGAGGGGGGAGUUAUUUUGAACUGUAGGACUCAGAGGGUGGUUUGUGUCACAUAAGAAGGAAUAUGUUGUAAUAAAUGCUAUUUAUUUCACCCCAACCUUCAGGCUUCUGUUAGCUUCAAAUCUCUACCCAGCCAUUGCUUUUCUCUUAAGAGAUUGGGUAGUGUUGCUAAUAAUAGUUAUCUCCCAAGGAAGGCAAGGGAAUUUUAGUGUGAUUACUUCUAGCUAUAAAGCAGGUAAAAAUAGGGCAGAAAUGAGAACAGGAAGUAUCUUGGUUUUGAUUUUUUUUUAAUCAACAGUUGAUAUAUUUGUUUUGCUGCUUUUAUUGCUUACAGUGUACCAUUUUCUGGGACUGCUCUUACCUCCAUCUGAUUUUUGACUUUCACUGAUUUCAAUGUGAGCAAAACUGGGCCUUUUUUUCUAAGCUACUCUUUUCCUUUUCAGUGGCAAAAACUAGAAUGAAGUGAGAAUGUUAUAGAAUGCUAUAAAUUUUCUUGGGUUUUUUAAUGCAGGAUAGCACUCUGCCAUUUCAUGCCUUUAUGAGAAAAAUGCAGUAGGAUUUAAUGUAGUUUUUCUGCAUGUUUUUCCAUUAUCUCAUCAGAAAUAUUUGUUAGUUAAAAUUAGUUUUCAUAAAGCUACCUUUGUUCCCCUUUUGUUAAAUUCUGUAGAACUUUUUUAUAAGGGUACCAAAGAAGCAAAUGGAAGACAAACAUGUUUCAGCCUUGUGGUGCACAUGGAAUCUGUAUCCUGUUUGCAUUGAGCUACUUUGGAAAUGCUGUGACUUCCUUCCAUUCUGCUGGAUUGCUGCACUUCCUCCAUGGAAUGGUAUUUGGCAUGCUGUAAACAAUGUAUAAAAACACCUACAUCUUCUGAACAGUACCAAGUGAUGGUGGCUGACACCUGCUAUGGCAUUUUGUGUUCAUAAGUCAACAAAAUGAUUUCUACUUGUUUGGAAGUGAAACUGCAUUAAAUGCAAUUCUUCCACAAACCAUUAUGUACUAUUGCAGAGCAUAAGUGUCUCAUAUUGCUCCCACAGGAAAAAAAGCUUCCACUUUUCUUACUCUUAUCUGUAAGAAAAGGAGCUUAAAUACCUAAUUUAAACUGUUUUCUCACUGAUGUAAUUAUUUUUUUAUCCUGCACGCUGUGUCUUCUACAUAAUCAUUCUGCCUAUUUUGUUGUUUUAGAAAAGAUGUCAUGGAAAGAAUCCUUGAUUUUAAAGAUGAAUAUUGUCUUUUCUGUUAGCCUUGAGUAAAGCUGCCAGAAUUUCCAAGCAGAGACUUGUGUACAUGCCCUGCAUCGUGAACACCCAGUGCAUUUGUUGCAGCCUGGAAACACUGGACCUACUGCAUGUAAUGCAAGCAGGUGAUCUGCAUAUGCACAACAAAUCAAAAUUCCAUCUGCACAGGUACAGUAGCAUUCUUGCUGGGGCUGCUCUAUGGCCACACAUCCUAGAUUAAUGGCUAAAGUCUGCAAAUUCCUUCAGAAAUGAAAACCAAUACUGAGAAAGAUAGAUGCUAGAGAGCACAAACCUGUCCAGGAAAAACUGGACAAGGAGUACCCUUAGCCUUCAUUAUGCUGAGAUGGUAAGGAUUCAGUAAUGGUGUUUAAAAUUUAAAAAAAUCUAAGUUUGCCACAGUACCACCGAUUUUUUCAGUUGCAUAAAUAAGUACAAAGAUGUAAAUGCAACAUUUAUCACAGGCAUGAAUAAACAGCUGAACAGAUUUAAAAAUACCUUCAGUUUAAUUAUAGAAAUAGCAUUGAUCAGAUAAAGUACUAAUUGGGGGAAUAUUUUAGUUAGGCUGCUCACAUUUUUCUAGACACCAAACCCAGUUUUAUAACCAGUCUUGCUCAUCUGCUAAAAACAAAAAACCCAACAAAAGGAAAUCAUGAUUCAAACUUGCAUUUCCUGUGUGGUCAGAAGUAUUGAUUAAUUGUUGUGGGGCAUAGGUAAUGCACAGGCUGCUUAGACAGUAGUUCAGUAGUUUUAAUAAUGAAAUGAUAAAAUGGUGUGAUAGGCCUUUAUGCUAAGUCUUAAGUGACAUUCUGGUGUUAGCUGUAAAAGUUCCUCUUGCGUUUUUUCUGUAAUUCCUUGAAGUGCUGCUAUCUUCCAUGACAAUGUAGCAAUAAGAGAUACCAGCUACCAGCUGUCAGACGUGUGGCUCCCCCGUCCUUCUGUCCUGCACCACUGCUCACUGACAGAACACCUCAACCAUGGAUUUAUUAAUCCAAAGAUUGUUUUAACCUAAAAAAAAAAAAAAGUGGAUUUGGAUGUAGCAGGUCUGUGUUAGUCUGUGCUGUAGAAAAAGAGCUUCAUAGAGUUGAGUUCUGGUUUAGAUAGUUCUUUUCACAGAAUCGUAGAAUCCCAGGUUGGAAGGGACCUCAAGGAUCAGCUGGUCCAACUUUUCUUGGCAAAAGCAUGGUUUAGACAAGAUGGUCCAGCAGGCUAGCCAGCCAAAUCUUACAAGAGUCCAAUGCUGGGAAAUCCAACACUUCCCUGGGAAUAUUACUCCAAUGGCUGAUUGUUCUCAUUGUGAAAUUUUUUCUUUUUAAUGAUUUCUACUUGGUGCUGAAGUUUUACUGGUGUUUAAAUCAAUGACAGGAAUUGUAUUUAAAUGCAAUGUUUAGGAAUGGAGAACAUGUUCACAAACAUUUAAAAAAGAAAGUGAAAAUUAUCUAUAGGGGUUUUGUGCAUAAAAACCCCAUGGACCUAUAUGCACUUAUGGUAGUGCUCCCCAUUUCCCCCAAGUCCUACAUCAGACAAACACAAUCCCUCUUUUCAGCCCCUGCUUAGUUCUCAUUUAAUUCACAACUGAAACUGUAACUAGUGCUGCAUGUAGUUUAGGAGCUGGGGUUUAUUUAAAGCCUAGUAAAUCACUGAAAGUCUUAUGGCAAUAGCAAAAUGGUAGUUUGGGCAAAGUCACUCUCUUGAAACACUUUGCUAAAUAAAUAUUGUCUGAAAGAAGAAAGAAACUAAUCUGCUUAGACAGGAUUAAAAUGGUGGAUAAUAAAAACCUGAACUAUUACAUUGACUUACUCAUCCAGGUAUCAUGUGAAGUGCUUACUGAUGUUGGAUUUUCAUAAGGUCUAAAGUAACCCUCACAUAGAAGUGCCUGUAUUCUGUUAUUGCCAUUCUUGAGCUUUUUAAUAGUCAUAGCCAUAUAUUUUAUAAAUAUAAAACAUAUGCAGCUUUUAAUCUUUACAUUCAGUUUGCAGAACAAUGGUUUACAGAGCAGAAGUGUAGCAAAAACAAUGUAAUAGCUUCUAUAAUUCCCUGAUAAGGAACGGGAGAAGUACAAAAAUGAGGAGCAAAAGACUAUCUGUGUAAGAUGUCUUAAUUUAGAACCAUAUACUUGUCCAAUUUAAUUCCAUCAAGCUAUGUGGUUACAAGAGUGCCAGAAAUAUAUCUAUCAAGCCAUUUUAAAUAAAAUGUUUUGUGGACUUGUAUAUUCCAUUUGUUUGUAAAACAUCCUUUUGUGCACUGUAAUGAACUUGAAAUGAAACUUAAGUUAUACUCUCAUAUCACUGGACAGAAUACUGUUCAGCUACCUCUACAUAAGUUUGAAGUAAUUUGUUUUUUUCCAGAUUUGUUUGCAUUGUCAUAUAAAAUAUAUUUUAAAACAAUCAUAGUCCAAAGAACCUGUAUGUGUUUGUAGAUGUACUUAUAACUAUGUUGUACCAACAAAGUCUGUGUGGAGAGUUGUUUCCUAAUUAAAAUUUUUGUCUUCUUUAC